UCGCCGUCUCUCUCUUGACACCGGUCUGCCCCGCAGCCGGAGUCACCAACAACGCAAGGCGCCGGGCGCUCCUCGUUACGCAGGUCGUAGCAAAGUUGGAGUGAGCGCUUUCGCCCUCUGCCAUAUAACUAAUGACGGCAUGGAAGACAAGAUCAUCGGCUCGGAGCUUUUUCAGGAGCACAGAAGGGUAGAAGUCGCGCUCUAUCCCGCGGUUCUUACCUGGAAGGAAAUUGAGCAAGGCAGGAAACGGAGCUCUGUCACCUCUGAGUCAGGACACAGCCACGCCGUUCAAGUGUGUGAAAUAGUGGCAGUCCACAAGGCAGAAGACGAAGCCGACGCUCAGACCAGGAUUCAUCCGAGGACGAUAAAGCAGCAUUCCCAGCAGUAUCCCUAUGCGUUCACAGUUUCCUACGUGAAGAGGACCCAACAGCACCUGUGGCGUUGCAGCGACGUCACCUUCCACUGUGCCGAGCAGCAGAUCUGUGAGCAGUGGAUCCGAGUUGCUAACGAGCAGCUCUCGUUACUCACCAACCGACCGAGGAGCCUGCUGGUGUACAUCAAUCCGUACGGAGGGAAGCGGCGUGGGAAGCGCAUUUACGAGCAGAAGGUGGCCCCGGUGUUCCGGCGGGCCGGCAUCUUUACAGACGUGAUUGUUACAGAGCGCGCUAAUCAUGCCAGAGACCACUUGAAAACAGAAGCCAAUCUAGACGAUUAUGAUGGGGUGGUGUGUGUGGGCGGAGACGGGAUGUUUAGCGAGAUCCUGCACGGCCUGGUUACCAGGAUCCAGACGGAUCACGGCGUGGACCAGAACCAGCCGGAUGCCGAGUUGGUGCCGUGCUCUUUACGUAUAGGGAUUAUUCCUGCAGGGUCGACCGACUGCAUCUGCUUCGCCACAGUGGGAACAAACGAUCCGGUUACAUCUGCCUUACACAUCGUUGUUGGCGACUCCCAGCCAAUGGACGUGUGUUCGGUCCACCACAACAACGUCUUCCUCAAAUACUCCGUGUCUUUGCUUGGGUAUGGCUUCUACGGCGACGUUCUGACGGACAGCGAGAGGAAUAGGUGGCUCGGUCCUGCAAGAUACGACCUGUCCGGGUUUAAAACCUUCUUGUCUCACAACCACUAUGAAGGCACGGUCUCCUUCCUGCCAGCAGAGGACAACGUGGGGCACCCAAGGGACAAGCUCCAGUGUCGAUCUGGGUGCCGCAUCUGUCAGCACAAGCACUCAUCAAAGGAGGAGCACGACGAGGUGUCGGAGGAGAAGGAGAAGCCAGCCGAAGGUGGCGACAGAGACUGGAGUGUGAUCCAUGGCAAGUUCAUCGCCAUCAACUCGGCCAACAUGAGCUGCGCUUGUCCUCGGAGUCCGAAAGGCCUGUCGCCCUCAGCCCACCUCGCCGACGGCACCACGGACCUGAUCCUGGUCAGGAAGUGUUCCCGUCUGGACUUCUUCAAACACCUUCUUCGACACACCAACAAAGACGACCAGUUCGACCACUGGUUUGUGGAGGUCCACAGGGUGAGGAAGUUUCGUUUCCAGCCCUGGCACCAUGAGCCGCUUCCUCUGGAAGAUCAGAGCGAACGCCCGGAGAAGCCAGACAUUAGUCCCACUUCCUCCCUCCAAGAAACCUACGACUACAACACAGCCGAGAGCAGCUGGAACUGCGACGGGGAAAUCCUGCACCACACGGCCAUCCAAGUCAGUGUCCAGUGCCAGCUGAUUAGGCUGUUUGCUCGGGGAAUUGAGGAGCAGCAAGACGCCGAGGCGGCUGUUUGAAGACGUUUGUCCAGCGUAUGUCCAGAAGACAAAAACUGUAAAGGAAGAAAAAAAAAAAACACUUGAAGUAUUGGAGAUUUCUUGAAAAAGCUCAUGCAAUAUUGAUGUUUUAUUCACUUCAUUUGUUUGGUUAAAGUGGGUCUCUACAGAAUUGGUUGGAAAAUGACUGAAACUUUAUGAAUUCAAACAAAUGUAUCAUAUUACUGCCAGCUACCGAGGACCUCAUAAAUCUAUAGUGUAUUCAUUACUUUCUGGAGUAAGUUGGGUCAAAUGGGAUUUUCUGGACCCUGUCAGUGGUACUUUUUACAAAAAAAGGGAGGGGGGGUGGUGGAGAAUUUAAAGUUCAGAGCAUCCCAAAUAGACUGGGAGUUCUUGCUGCAAUAUGAAACAGAGCUGGCCUCAAGCUGCAAAACGAGGAGCGCACAAGGAAGGAUAUCAUCAUCCACCGCAUGAAGACCCCAGCGAGGGUGGAAAAGCUUUGUGAAAAAAAAUAAUGAAGAAAGUGGUUGGUGAAGGGAUAAACCACAGCAAAAGUCAAACACACUCAUGCGAGCAAUCAGACUUUUCAUUUUUGGGAAUAAAGAGAGAUUUUUCAUGUGACCCAAGUGAAAGCUGAUAUGAGCCACAGGCACUAAUAAAAAGAAUUGAAUACUCUAACUCAUGCACUAACAGGACCCUGGUGGUGCUGCUGGGUGAUAAGGAAAAGUGCCUGCUGAAUGACUCGUGCGUCUCGGCACCGCACCUGUGGCUCUUUGAGCCUCGCUCCUCUCCGGCUCGAGGAGCCCGCUCGCCGUUUAAUUGUCACCUGGGAUCAGCCAGACUUCUGCAUUGUUAAUGUUAUUACGGACAAUCCAGUCCUCUGAUCCGAAAUUAGCCUCACUUACCUCUCCUAACGUUGCGGGUCAAGCCGGUCUUGAACCCACAGCGGCGGGGGUCAGCGGAGAAUAAACACAUCAGCCUCAAUUUUUGCUGCUCCUGUUGCAAUGAGACUUUAUUUAGGUCGGUGCGCACAGGCUGCAUGUGUGUGUGCGUGUGUGGGUGUGUGUGUGUGCGUGCAAUGGUGAAAUGUGUUUUCCAGCAUCCCUGCAGGGAUGUGCAAUUAUCGACGAGUGUAAAGUUGCAGAUGUCAUGAGUUAGCUCUUUCCCAAUUCAAGCUAUAGUUGGUGAUCCUGUUCAGAAACACUUUUUUGUUUUACUGGGUGAAAUGGUCCUUCCGUCCUGACAGUAGUAAAUGCAUUAUUACACCCCUCUUACACCCCCCCUCUGUCCCUCAAGUUCGCCUUAUCUAUCGGUUGGCCCACAUGAUCACGCAACGGCAGCGUGCGGACACGUUCCCCGUUAGUUUCCGCUUGCUGGCUGCAAAUGCGGACUACUAAUGUUUAUGUAUCCGGUUAGCUUAGCGGUUAGCUUAGCGGUUAGCUUUUGGUGUUAGCCGUUCGUUGUAGCUCCGCUUGCUCACACCGUAUACUUUGAACAUGGCUGAAAGUCGCAAGAAGCAAACCGUGUACAGGUUUAUGAGAAGAAGAGGAAAGGCCUCGGUAGAAAGUAUUAAGCCCAGAGUGGAUUUUGGGGGAUUUCUUUCACGCGAUCCCCCCCUGAGAAGCGGAAGAGCGCGAUAAGUCGGUCUAUCCCAUGCGCAGUUAUUCAAAAAGAACUUGGGGAAACUUCCUGGAAAAAAAUUGCUGGCUCUACCUUUAAACCCACCGCAGCCAAUUUUCAGAUGCUAAAGCCAAGAGCUGUUCAGCCACACUCAAACACUCACACACAAAUGCUGUUUUAUUUCCUUAUAUCUGCUUCCAUUCACACCCACACUCCUCUCAAAUCUGUCUCCCCUGAAUCUUCUAGACCUUUUUUAUAUUGAUUCUGGAUGUCUGUAGUUGACCUUCAGCUUGCUGCAUGAUGUUCUAUCACAACGUAAAUUGGACAGGAGUCCAAGGAGAUAGAAAAGUCAAACUAAAAUAAAUGGACCCAUACUUAUAUUAAAGGAAACAGAAAUCAUGUAUUUAAGUUGAAGAAAAUCCCAAGGCAGGUUUUUUUCUUCACUUUCAGGACUUUGUGCCUGCAGUUCUGCUGUAUUUUCCAGAUGAACUAGGUUAUUUUUUUUUAAAGAUGCAUAAGUUCAAUGGUCCAAUGUAUAUGUUUUCUUUUUUAAUAAUGUUGGCUGUGUGCUAGGAAAUACUGGAGAAUCUACUUUGCAAAAUAUGUCUCGGGUUGCUAGUUUGCAAGUUGCAAACAAAAAGAUUUGUUGUGAAGUGAGCUGGAUCACAUCUUGCAAAAGUAUAAUUUUUUGUCUUUUUUUCUGCUUUUUAAAAAAAAAAAUUCCAACAUGUGCUGGAUACAUCUUGUGAAUAUUGAAUUUGUUAUAUAAAAACUGGGAAAUCAUGCUUUUGGUGUUUGACUUGCAAUACACUUCAUAUCAGCAGACACAGAGAUGCAGAUUACAGCCUUUUUGAGGAUUUAUUGUCGGCAAUGAAAUAUCUGAUAAAGGGGGAAAAUAAAAAUAAAAAAUCAGCAACUU
Messenger RNA from Fundulus heteroclitus (mummichog), 4292 nucleotides. RefSeq names its product ceramide kinase (gene cerk). Gene Ontology annotation, molecular function: kinase activity. Lineage: Eukaryota; Metazoa; Chordata; Actinopteri; Cyprinodontiformes; Fundulidae. The record is from RefSeq and is a predicted model, not a curated record.